AUGUUCAAGUGUUUCCCUCCCGCCACCACCACCAAGUUCAAAUUCCCUUCCAACAGACACCUCCUCCUGAAUACUUCCCACUCCACUGAAUUGUCUCCAACCUCAUGCACAACAUCCCGAUACAACUCCUCUGAUCUCCCACUUCCGGCCUCACGACCUCUCUCCGCCCCGCUCUUCCUCCAGAAUGCGUUCCCCGUCUCCGUCCCCUCGGACUCCUUCUCCUUCGCUCUCCUCUCCGCCGUCCUCUCCCUCCGCCUCCCCUCCCUCGCCCCCCAGCUCCACUCGCUCCUCGUCAAAUCCCUCCCCCUCUCCUCCUCCCUCCUCCCCUUCACCUCGCUCCUCCAGCUCUACCCUCCCCUCCACGCCCUCCGCCUCUUCGCUGAAAUUCCCCACCCGGAUCCACCCGUCUACAACUCCCUCAUCUCCUGCUUAGUUGAUAACAGCCUCGUCGCCAAAGCGAUGUCUACCUUCCGGGCAAUGCUCCACAGUGGGGUCCGCUCCACAGCAAGCACACUGUGCACGCUGCUCAAGGCGCACGGCCUACAUCUGAGCCAGGGGAAGCAGAUACACGCCCGGGUUUGUAUAACGGGUUGCGAGUCUGUCGUCCUGGCGACCGCGCUGGUGGGCUUUUAUUCAAGGUUAGGGAUGGUGGAAGAUGCGGUGAAUGUUUUUAACGGGUCGAGUGGUGAGAAGGAUGAGGGGAUUUAUAACGCUUUGCUUAGCGGUUUUGUAAUGAACCGGAGGUUUGAGGAUGUUUUCUUGAUGGUGAGGAGGAUGGAGGUCAAUCCGGUUGCUCUAUCAAGUGUUUUAAAUGUGUGUUCGGAGUUGUACAGUUUGGAGUAUGGGCGACAGGUUCAUUGUCUGAUGUUACGUCGGGGAUUUGAGUGUGAGGCGAUCUUGUGCAAUGCACUUCUUGAUGUGUACGCCAAGUGCGGGGAGGUAAAGGUCGCCAGGUUGGUGUUUGAUAGGAUCGUCAACAAGAAUGUGGUUUCAUGGACGAGCAUUAUCGAUGCUUACGGAAGUAAUGGGUUAGGACACGAUGCGUUGGCUUUAUUCAGACACAUGGAGAAAGAAUCAAGUGUUUUGCCUAAUAAUAUUACAUUCCUAUUGGUUCUUUCGGCAUGUAAUCAUUCAGGUUUGGUAGAAGAAGGGAGAGACUACUUGUUCUCUAUGAAGGAGAAAUAUGGUCUUGACCCGAGUCCCGAGCAUUAUGCUUGCUAUAUUGAUUUAUUAGGCCGUGCUGGCAAGAUCGAAGAGGCUUGGAACGUGUUUUGUAGUCUUGAGAGGAGGAUGAUGAUGAUAACUGCAGAGAUUUGUAUUGUUAUGCUUAAUGCUUGUAGAGUUAGUAAGGAUUUGGUGAGAGGGGAGAUUGUUGCAAGUCGUUUGCUAGCAUUAGAGCCUGGGAAUCCAUCAAUUUAUGUACUGAUUUCAAACUUUCACUCGGAGGUCGGGAAGUGGAAGGGGUCGGAGGAUCUGAGGGGGGAGAUUAAAACGAGAGGGAUGAAGAAGGAGGUGGGUACUUGUCAAGUUGCAGUGUGAAAUUGAGACUGUGACAUAGUGGAAGCUAUUUAAUUUCGGACUGAUGGUCGUCAAUGUGCACCUAUGCGUGAUGCUUGCAGAGCUGAUAAUCGUCGAAAUUGUUCAGUGUGUGUUUUGGAGCUGGACCCAGAGCAUGCCAUGGAUUAUUAUACCUUAAGCAAGACUGCAGGGUUUUGUUUGUUGGAAUCCUGCACAAAGAAUGGAUACAGGCGGAAAUGAGAAUGAGGGCUUACACGUCCUUCGCCACGUGUUCAUUGUCAGUAGUAUGUGUCCUUUCUUUGCAAUGUCAAACAAUGGGAUCCGGAUCCUCUCCUAACCAACAGUGUUCCUAAUAUUACCUCAUAAAUCAAUCUCAGCCAUUCAUUUAAAUCGACGGAUAAAAUCUCUCCUAAAUUCCCCAAAACUCUUCACAAACCCCAGAUCCCCAAAUUUCCAAAG
Messenger RNA from Asparagus officinalis (garden asparagus), 1977 nucleotides. RefSeq names its product pentatricopeptide repeat-containing protein At5g66500, mitochondrial-like. Gene Ontology annotation, biological process: RNA modification. The record is from RefSeq and is a predicted model, not a curated record. Bases 1 to 1539 code for a protein of 512 amino acids. Gene Ontology annotation, molecular function: protein binding; RNA binding. The transcript has a single exon. Lineage: Eukaryota; Viridiplantae; Streptophyta; Magnoliopsida; Asparagales; Asparagaceae.